Molecule: messenger RNA, 1960 nt
Organism: Pongo pygmaeus (Bornean orangutan)
Lineage: Eukaryota; Metazoa; Chordata; Mammalia; Primates; Hominidae
Gene: SMIM8
Product: small integral membrane protein 8
Exons: 4
Coding region: 67-483 (138 amino acids)
Source: RefSeq, a predicted model, not a curated record
GUCUCGGGCGCGGAGAGGAGGUGACCCCGCGAAAGGGGCUUACUAUUCUUACGCUUUGAGAUGUAAAUGAUUCUCAUGGAGUUGGGUAAACGGGCAGCCCUUUAUCUUUGCUUCUUCCUUUUUCCAUUGCACGCUUCCGUCACAGGAGGAUGGACAGAAGAAAAAGAUAAUAAAUCAUCAUUGAUCAAGAUGUCUUCAGCACCUGAGCCUCCAACAUUCAAAAAGGAACCACCCAAAGAGAAAGACUUUCAAAGCCCAGGGCUCAGAGGGGUGCGCACAACAACCUUAUUUCGUGCCGUGAAUCCAGAGCUCUUCAUUAAACCUAACAAACCUGUAAUGGCUUUCGGAUUGGUAACUCUUUCACUUUGCGUGGCAUAUAUUGGGUAUCUACAUGCAACACAAGAGAAUAAAAAGGACCUCUAUGAAGCUAUUGAUAGUGAGGGGCACAGUUACAUGAGGCGGAAAACAUCCAAAUGGGAUUAGUAGUGCUGGUUACUGCAGAUGGACCUUUAUUAAGGGUUCUGAAAUCUUCAAAUGAAAGACCUUGUGAGUGUACAGUAUCAUGUUUCUUGUUCUAGAACAUGCUAAUGAAGAGAGAAGAUAGCAGUUGCAACCAGACAACUGUCGUAAAUUUUGUCCUUUCACAGCUACAGCCAUUAUCUCAUUCUUUUUCCACAGAGCGAGCAUCAUAAUAUUUUUCUUUCCUUACCUCUUAUAAAACUGCCAUGAGAAUGGAAGUUGUUUUUGUUAAUUAUUAAAUUCUGUAUAAUAAAAGUACCCAUGCUGUUAAAUUUGCAUGAUGUUUUAAAUAUUUUAAGAUGAAUUAUGCCAGUGCAGCUGUCAUGAAAAUUUACUUGUGUUUUGCUGCUUGCCAAGGAAAUGUUCAUGUUCUCCCUGGCAUAGAACCUAUAUUUUUAAAGAAAGAUAAAUAGAAAUUUUAAGGCCUGAAGUCAAUAUUAAAAAUAUGAGAUAUGAGAAACUGAGUUGGCUCUGACAAGUAGUUUUUAUAGUGUCACAAAUAGUUCAUAUAUUUCAGUUUCCAUUUUAGCUAUUUUUGGGGCAGAAUUUUAUUUUAAUGGAUAAGAUCCUUCCACUCAGCUACUAAAAUAAGGAUUAAGAAUAUCCCAGAGUAAUUGGAGUUUUUCUUUAAAAAAAAAAAAAGUAUGUUUUACUGAGGUAUGGUGAUUUUGACUACAACUAAAUGUUAUCUAUUUUAGUGUUUAUGUUAAUUAAUGUUAAUUAAUUUUGUUUAUGUUAAUUAAUGUCACUGUAAUGUUAUAAACAUAAGACCAAGUGUUCUUAUAGUUAUUUAAAAACUGCAACUACUCGAUAGAUAAGGAAUAGAUAAGGUCUCCUUAUUGUACCAGGUUUACCUUACAUACUUUUUUUUUCUUUUGAAGUUUAUAUGCCAGCAGGCCUUUUUGUUUUUUUUCUUUUCAGAAUGUUUCUUAUUCUCUGAAGCAUCAGCAUUUUGAAGUGUCUUUUAUGGAAGUGGGGACAGAAAUGGAGGUAAAAAUGAGUGUAAACAAAGCCCAGCCCCACGGUCAGCACCCACUGGAGGUGAGAAGCAGAAUGGCCUUGUUUGUCCUGGCACCUGGCCCAGGGGCCUAGGACAGAGGUCAAGGCUAGGCCCCUGUGUCUGGCCAGAUUCUGCCUUAUAGAAUUAAAAUCUUUCUCACAAGGGUUCUGGACUCAUUUCAACCUAAUUCUCCAAAUCAUUGUCAUUGGGCCUCAGAGUAAAUCUCACCUCUGAAGUCUUGCUUCAGUCGCUAUUAAUAUUACCAAGUAAUAAUAACAGCACAGGCAGAGUUUAUCGUAAUGUUAUUUUUAGUUUGUCAUACUUUAUUGUGGUUUUGUAAGGUACAUGAAAAUGUAAUUAUGUGUGAUUUGUAGGUAUUAAAGAACUUAGCUAAUUGAAUUUACAUGGAACUAAAUAAAAUCUUUACUACUGAACCCCAAA